CUUGACUUGACUUGACUUGAAGGUCCUCAUUAUUAUUGUAUUCCUGAUCAUGACAUGAUAUGAUAUGAUUCUUUCAUCUUGAUAUCUCACUCUCAUUCUCAGUCUUUCAUCAUGGAGUUCAAUGAAUUCGGCGCGCCCAUUCCACAGGGUGAAGGUUAUGAAACCGACGACUCCGGCUUUUUCGAAGACGUGUCCGUCCUCACCGAAAGCGUUCGAUCAUCGAUUUACGACUACAAAUACGAAAAUGGCCGUAGAUACCAUGCCUUCAAAGAAGGCGCGUACUUUAUGCCCAACGACGAACCCGAACAAGAACGUAUCAACAUGCAACAUCACGCUGGAUUUCUCGCUCUCGGCAAACGCAACUAUCUCUCUCCUCUAAACAAUCCACUCCAUAUUCUCGAUCUAGGUACUGGAACGGGGAUUUGGGCAGUUGAAGUCGCCGAACAAUUACCUGCCGCUCAAAUCAUCGGUGUGGAUUUAAGUCCCAUUCAACCAGCUUGGGUUCCUCCGAAUGUCAAGUUUGAAGUCGACGACAUUGAAGAUGACUGGACGUUUCCAGAGAAUCAUUUUGAUUUUAUCUUUUCAAAAGUCAUGUUGGCCGGGAGUAUUGCUCAUUUUCGAAAGUAUUUUACGCAGGCGUUUCGACACUGUCGCCCAGGCGGAUAUUUUGAAAUCCACGAAAUAACCACCCGCAUCAGCAGCGACCAUUACACAAUCCCCGAGAACAGCAGCAUUCAAAAAUGGUGCAGAUUGAUGCGACAAGGUAUUCAAGUCAUGGGCCGGAGACUAGACCUUCAUUUCGAUAAGCUGGCCGAUUUAAUGCGCGAAGUCGGUUUCGAAGAUGUUCAUGUUUAUCCAUAUCGUCAACCCAUUGGACAAUGGCCAGCUGAUCCGACGUUGAAACAAUCUGGUGCUAUUCAAUUGGUGGCCAUGUUACAGGGUAUGGAGAGUUUGAGUCUAGCGAUCUUUUGUCGGUGUCUGCAAUGGACGCCGGAGGAGGUUGCGGUGUUGCUUGCUCAGACGAGGAAGGAAUUCACUUUGAAAAAGGCUUGUUAUUAUUGGCCUGCGAUUGUUAUCUAUGGACGGAAACCCAUGUCGGCGGUUUCUUGAAUGGAUCAUCACUAUCACCGUCUCUCAGUUGGACUGCUGGCAGUUUGCUUGAGGGGUGGAUGAUUAUAUCAACUAUAUCAGUUCCCUUCACUGAUCAUCAAUGACUUCGCCAGAUACCUAUUUGAUGACCAUCAUUGAGACGAUCGAAACAAAAGAAAAGAAAACACAGAGAUACGACAUAAAUCAACCAGCGAACGGCAACGCCCACGGACUACGGACCAGGACGUCGGAGGAUUUCAUUGAUUGAUAGACCAUUUCGGGAAUUACUACUACGUCUGAGGGUUGAGUAAGAAGAAAGUCACCUCAUCUUUCGGUAUUCAAAAGAUCACAGAGAAGGCCCGACUCUUCGGAUCUCAACCCAGCACGUGAAGUGCGGACCAAGGUCGUCUACACAUUUAUGUGCCUGGUUGUUAAACACUGCGACGGUAGUGGCAGUGGGAGACAGCACGAAGGGUGGAUAUUUCGGGUUUAUCUGAGAAAAUAUAGACAUUCGGCGGACGCGAUCUACACUACGAUCAAUAGCACAAGCACAAGCAGAAGCAACCAUGUUCCCAUCUGAUGUUGCUCACAGUCAACUCAGUUGGGGAAGAUGGAAGAUGUAUUCAUGCGAUUGGAGUGGCAAAAUGAAACCCUCUUGCCAUGUUGGCACUCCAAGAGCAAGAAGAGACAUCAGGUGGCUAUUGUGACGGUGUAGUGAGUGGCAGAGUGUCUUGUCUAUCAAAUAUUAUCUCUAUGUGUGUGUGUAUUCAAAUAAAAGUUUAGCCAUGACUCGGAAAUGAGAUGAGAUGAGGUUUGAGUGGUUUUGAGUCAUUCAGAAUAGAACAGACCAAAAGUAAGUACCUAGUAGUAUAGUAGUAUUCGUAACUCUCCGAAU
Exophiala mesophila is the source of this 1984-nucleotide messenger RNA. RefSeq lists its product as uncharacterized. The record is from RefSeq and is a predicted model, not a curated record. Gene Ontology annotation, molecular function: methyltransferase activity. The coding region runs from base 112 to 1110 and encodes 332 amino acids. The transcript is spliced from 4 exons. Lineage: Eukaryota; Fungi; Ascomycota; Eurotiomycetes; Chaetothyriales; Herpotrichiellaceae.